UUCGUUUGUUUUGCUUGCUGCGCCGGGAAAUUGUUGCCUCAACCUUGCGCGCCGCAAUCAGGCCGCCCGGAAGAAGAUGCAGGUUUCGUUCGUGAUCCGGGACGCCGAAGAGAACUGGAUCCGAUCAAUGGAUGGCUGUACUCGGCUGGACGCGAUGCCAUCAUCCGGGUGUGGAACUGCACCCAGAUCAGCUCCCAGGAACCGUACAUCCAGAGCAAGGAACACCUCCACGAUUGGGUCAACGAUAUAGUUUGUGCUGCGGUGGAAGAAAUUUAAUAAGUGCAAGUCGUGACACCACCGUGAAAGUAUGGUCAGUGGUGAAAGUGUGGAAUGCCCACAAAGGAUUUUGCAUGUCGACGCUACGAACUCACCGAGAUUACGUUCAGGCACUGGCCUACGCCACGGCAGCAGGUGGCUAGCUCCGGUCUGGACAAGGUCAUCUUCCUGCUGGAGGAAUCCGCACACCGGAGCAUUCAAGGAAUGCAAGAACCGAUGACAUUUUUUGUACCAGGUUACGCUGCUGGAACCCUCAAAGAUUUACUCCGUGCUAUGGAUUGUUUGGCUCGGAAAGUUCUACAGGACGUGCAUGCUGUGCGAAAUGAGGAGGAGGCAGCCGGAAAAAUGUACAUUUCGGGCAAGUUUGUGAUAAACGUGAUUUAA
Molecule: messenger RNA, 660 nt
Organism: Uranotaenia lowii
Lineage: Eukaryota; Metazoa; Arthropoda; Insecta; Diptera; Culicidae
Exons: 3
Coding region: 331-660 (109 amino acids)
Source: RefSeq, a predicted model, not a curated record